This is a messenger RNA of Dromiciops gliroides (monito del monte), 5614 nucleotides long. It is a transcript of the gene FMNL2, whose product is annotated as formin like 2. NCBI's taxonomy places the organism in Eukaryota, Metazoa, Chordata, Mammalia, Microbiotheria, Microbiotheriidae. Gene Ontology annotation, molecular function: actin filament binding; small GTPase binding. Gene Ontology annotation, cellular component: cytosol. The record is from RefSeq and is a predicted model, not a curated record. Gene Ontology annotation, biological process: cortical actin cytoskeleton organization; cell migration; regulation of cell shape. The transcript is spliced from 27 exons.
UAGGGAGGUGCGGAGAAGGGGGGGGAUAACGGGUAGAGAGAGAGGGAGAAGGCGAGAGAGCCAAGAGAGGGCUUGUGCGGUGCAUUUCUGAUCUCAUCCACGGACGAGAAGGGGGGCUGGAGGAGAAAUCCCCCCCGGCUUCGAAAAGCGGCUCACCAUGGGGAAUGCAGGGAGCAUGGAUUCUCAGCAGACUGAUUUCAGGGCGCACAACAUGCCUUUGAAGCUGCCAAUGCCCGAGCCAGGUGAACUGGAGGAGAGAUUUGCGGUGGUCUUGAAUGCAAUGAACCUACCUCCUGACAAAGCCAGAUUGCUACGCCAAUAUGACAACGAGAAGAAAUGGGAACUGAUUUGUGAUCAGGAAAGAUUUCAAGUCAAAAAUCCUCCCCACACAUACAUCCAGAAACUGAAAGGCUAUCUGGAUCCAGCUGUAACAAGGAAGAAAUUCAGGAGACGAGUCCAAGAAUCUACACAAGUGCUAAGAGAACUGGAAAUUUCUUUAAGAACAAAUCAUAUUGGAUGGGUCAGAGAGUUUUUGAAUGAAGAAAACAAAGGUCUUGAUGUUCUGGUGGAAUAUUUGUCAUUUGCACAGUACGCAGUAACUUUUGACUUUGAAAGUUUGGAGAACAAUGUGGAAAACUCAGUGGACAAGUCAAAACCAUGGAGCAGGUCUAUUGAAGACCUGCACAGAGGAAGCAACUUACCCUCACCUGUUGGAAAUAGCAUUUCUCGUUCGGGAAGACAUUCUACCCUGCGCUAUAAUACUUUGCCAAGCAGAAGAACUCUGAAAAAUUCAAGAUUAGUGAGUAAAAAAGAUGAUGUUCACGUCUGUAUCAUGUGUUUACGUGCCAUUAUGAAUUACCAGUAUGGCUUCAAUAUGGUCAUGUCACAUCCACACGCUGUUAAUGAAAUUGCACUAAGUUUGAACAAUAAAAACCCCAGGUAAGACUAUUCUAACGAAAGCCUUGUGUUAGAACUGUUGGCAGCUGUUUGUCUUGUAAGAGGAGGGCAUGAAAUCAUUUUAUCAGCAUUUGAUAACUUUAAAGAGGUUUGUGGAGAAAAACAGCGCUUUGAGAAGCUGAUGGAACAUUUCAGAAAUGAAGACAAUAACAUAGAUUUUAUGGUGGCAUCUAUGCAGUUCAUUAACAUUGUAGUCCAUUCAGUUGAAGACAUGAAUUUCCGAGUCCAUCUUCAGUAUGAAUUUACCAAAUUAGGCCUGGAUGAAUACUUGGAUAAACUGAAACAUACAGAAAGUGACAAGCUACAGGUGCAGAUUCAGGCUUACCUGGACAAUGUGUUUGAUGUGGGAGCUUUGCUGGAAGAUGCAGAAACCAAGAAUGCAGCUUUGGAGAGGGUUGAAGAACUGGAAGAAAACAUUUCUCAUUUGUCUGAAAAGCUGCAAGAUACAGAGAAUGAAGCCAUGGCCAAGAUUGUGGAACUGGAAAAACAGCUCAUGCAGAGGAACAAGGAGCUGGAUGUGGUCCGAGAAAUCUACAAAGAUGCAAAUACCCAAGUUCACACAUUGAGAAAAAUGGUCAAAGAAAAGGAAGAAGCCAUUCAAAGGCAGUCUACCUUGGAAAAAAAGAUUCAUGAACUGGAGAAGCAAGGGACCAUUAAAAUCCAGAAGAAAGGGGAUGGGGACAUUUCCAUUCUGCCAGUUGUGGCUUCUGGAACAUUGCCAGCAGGGUCAGAGGCAACAGCUAAUCCAAAUGCCUACGUAGGACAGGUCCCCGGAACCCCUUCCUCAGUACCUUCACCACCACCUCCCCCACCACUACCUCCAUCCACAGCAGCAUCAGAAACAGUACAAAAUGGCCCAGUCACAACAUCUGCACCACCACCGCCCCCUCCACCGCCUCCACCACCACCUCCACCACCUCCUCUCCCAGGACCAGCUGCUGAUACUCCACCAGCUCCUCUACCGCCCCCUCCUCCUCCAUCGGCACCUCCACUGCCUGGCACAGCUUCCCCAACAGUGGUUUUCAACUCAGGAUUAGCAGCCGUGAAAAUCAAGAAACCAAUCAAGACAAAGUUCCGCAUGCCCGUUUUUAAUUGGGUUGCUCUGAAACCCAAUCAGAUCAAUGGGACAGUCUUCAAUGAAAUUGAUGAUGAAAGAAUUCUGGAGGAUUUAAAUGUGGAUGAAUUUGAGGAAAUAUUCAAGACAAAAGCCCAAGGUCCUGCUAUUGAUCUUACUUCAAGCAAACAGAAGAUAACUCAGAAAGGAUCAAACAAAGUAACAUUACUAGAAGCCAAUCGGGCCAAAAAUCUUGCCAUUACCUUAAGAAAAGCUGGAAAGACUGCAGAUGAGAUAUGUAAAGCAAUUCACAUAUUUGACUUGAAGACCUUGCCAGUAGACUUUGUGGAGUGUUUAAUGAGGUUCUUGCCGACUGAAAAUGAAGUGAAAGUGCUGCGGCUAUAUGAGAGGGAAAGAAAACCUCUGGAGAACUUGUCCGAUGAGGAUCGGUUCAUGAUGCAGUUCAGCAAAAUUGAAAGGCUUAUGCAGAAGAUGACCAUCAUGGCCUUCAUUGGAAAUUUCUCUGAAAGUAUCCAAAUGCUGACGCCUCAACUGCAUGCAAUAAUAGCAGCAUCUGUGUCAAUAAAGUCAUCCCAAAAACUCAAGAAAAUUCUGGAGAUCAUCUUGGCUCUUGGUAACUAUAUGAAUAGCAGUAAACGGGGAGCAGUUUAUGGGUUUAAACUCCAGAGUUUAGAUUUGCUUCUAGACACCAAGUCGACCGACCGAAAACAAACCCUGCUGCACUAUAUAUCCAAUGUUGUAAGAGAGAAGUAUCAUCAAGUGUCCCUCUUUUAUAAUGAACUUCACUAUGUGGAGAAAGCUGCUGCAGUGUCUCUGGAGAAUGUCCUCCUGGAUGUCAAGGAGCUCCAGAGAGGCAUGGACUUGACCAAACGAGAGUACACAAUGCACGACCACAACACUAUGCUGAAGGAAUUUCUCCAUAACAACGAAGGGAAACUCAAGAAGCUACAGGAUGAUGCCAAGAUUGCACAGGAUGCCUUUGAUGAUGCCGUAAAAUAUUUUGGGGAAAAUCCCAAGACGACACCACCCUCCGUCUUCUUCCCGGUCUUUGUCCGGUUUGUUAAAGCUUAUAAGCAAGCAGAGGAGGAGAAUGAGCUGAGGAAAAAGCAGGAGCAGGCCCUCAUGGAAAAACUCUUGGAACAGGAAGCACUGAUGGAACAACAGGACCCUAAGUCUCCUUCCCAUAAAACCAAGAGGCAACAGCAGGAGUUAAUUGCAGAGUUAAGAAGGCGGCAAGUGAAGGAUAACAGACAUGUAUAUGAGGGGAAAGAUGGUGCUAUUGAGGAUAUUAUUACAGCCUUAAAGAAGAAUAAUAUCACUAAAUUUCCAAAUGUUCACUCGAGGAUCUUAGAAACCAGCCAUACAGACGAGCCGAUGCGGUGAGGAGAAGUGUCCGGCGACGCUUUGAUGAUCAGAAUUUGCGCCCUGUUAAUGGUGCUGAGAUAACCAUGUGAGCCAGACCUGCCUGCAUGUGUAAAGUGGAGGGUGUACUUCAAUGAUAACCAUGUCUGUGGGAACUCUUCCGGCUACCAUUUAAUGCAGUCUUGAAUGCAGUUAUAUUCUGAAGGGCCAAGAGGCCUCAAAAUUGCAUAGGAACUUUAAAAAUAAAAUUUCAAAAAUGGGCUCUCCAUUCAACCAUAGUUAACAAGUGCCUAAGAUGAAAGUACCUGCUCAAAUUGAACAAAGCAAUAGGACUUGAUUUGAUUGGGUAUCUUUUUACACCAAUAUGUUAUUCAGUGUUUUUAACCAAAAUGUAAAUGUCAUGUUAUUUCUUUUUUGUUACCUGCAACUUAAUGAUUGUCUUAUGGCCCACCUUGGUUUCUUGACAGGUUGUAAAUAACAAAUAUUUGGGUGAGAUCUGCUGUGGAUCCCUUUUGGCUUUUACAUAUGUCUCUGUGCUGUCUAAUAAGGAAUUUAUUUUGAGCUUCAAAUAGCAAUUCUCUCUAGGUUAUAUAUCAAAAGGUUUGCUGCUGUGUGAGGGAAGGCAUUCUCAGAGAGCCUUUUCCUUCCAGUCACAGCCAAACCCUGGUGAAGUAUAAAGAGGAUGUGAUGACAAGUGAUUUCAUUAACACAUGAAGAUUCACCAGUCAGUCUUCAUUUUCAUGUAUGACUUUUUCUGUGCAAUGCCCUAUUAGGGAUGGUUGAAGGGUAAGACAGCAGUGCUACACAAAAACAUGGGAAUAGAAUGCAAGACACAUUUAUUAUUCUAUGUUCUUCCGAGAGAGGCAGCUUAUAGGUAACACGAAGUAUAUUUAUUAAUUAGCAUCAAGCUAUUAACAUCUCAGUAAUCAGUAUUAGGAUCUCCAAGGACCAUCAUGGUUCAGUUCUGAGCACAGUGAAUAGUCGUGUGCCUUGUCAGAAAGAAAUUUUCUAGAUCCAUUUACAAGCAUUCAGACCAUAUCUUCCAGCAGCAGAGUGCCCAGUAGAGGAGGCCUUAUUCUCCUUUGACAAUCGAGUUUGAGUUGUUUUGUUUUGCUUUUGCUUUUUAUUUAAAUGGUGGUGAGGGGUGCAUUUGACCACUGGACCUAAAGAAAUUCCAAAGGCUUAUCUCCCUCUCCAGGAUAUUUCAGGGGAAAUUGGGGGUUGAUUGUUUGGGAUGUGUAUAUUCAGAUGAAGUGAGGGGAAGGCAUAUGCAAAAUGAGAAUGAAAGGCAAGCCAAGCUCACUCUGCAGGUCCAGGGCUAGCCAUUGUGUUCCUUGGCUUCUUUUUGGGCAGGGCACCUGAGCUAGUCCAAAGUGAGAACCUGGACUGAAGUUAAAAUGGUCAUUUUGGAAGAUAAAUUCUGCUUCUGGCUUACCUUUCUUGGUAGCAUUUCAUCACUAUGUUAAUUGUAAAAUUUAUUGUAUAGUAUUUAACCACUGAAUUCCUUUUCUUUUAUGUUGUGCUUAAGUGAAUCCCCGGUGAAGGUCUCAUUUUCCUUGACUGAUGUGUAGUUAUAUGAUAAUCUUUUUAAAUGUACAGAUAUUUUGCUACAAAAUUGGUGCCGUUUUUUAUGGUUUUUACACCUCUUUUUAAUUCCCACUUUAGCCUCUGGGUAAUAUUGUAAAUAUUGUUUUAAAAACUGCAUCAGCCUGUGCUAUACAAUCUGAAUGUUAUUUUAACUUAUAGUUUGUUUUUUAUAUUUAACUACGAGGACAGUUGAGGGAUCAAAGUUGUCACAUUUUUUUUUUUUGCUUACCUAUUUACAGAAAGUUUCAUUUCAACUUGCCACCUGCUAGCACGUCCCUAGAAAUGUAUACUCCACAUGCUCUCAAAAGAACAUGCCAAGAUUGUAUCUGCUCACAUUGAUUGGAUAUUGUACCUACGAAGCAAUCAUUUAAACUAUGAAAUGGAAUCCAAAUUAUUGGCUUAUAUUCAAAUACACAAGUGUUUUAAAGCUCAGUGCUAAACAAACAUACAAAUAAAUUUCCAUUUCACAUGUAUUUAUUAUUCUACAAUUAGAAUGGACUGUAAUGUUGGCAUGUUCUUUUUGUUUUGUUUUUUCUUGUAAUGGGCCUGCUUCUUAGCAAUAUUAGAAGUGUUUUAUAAAGCAGUUCAUGUUACUUUUCUGGUCUGUUCAUGGCAUAUGAGCAAAUAAACUAU